UAUUAUAAUAUACAUCGUAUUCUGUUGUCUUUAGUUGGCUUAUGGCCUUAUCAGCAAUCGAAUAUGAGAAAAGUUCAAUGGAUAAUUUCUUCUAUUGUUCUCGCAUCUUCUAUUAUUAUCCAGUUUAUGAAAUUUCUGACAACUGAAUACAGUCUGGAUUUGCUACUCAAAGUUUUGUCAUUUGCAGUACCUUGUAUGGUGUUUGUUUUAAAAUAUGUUUCUUUUUAUAUCGGUAGUGAGACAGUAAGAUAUCUUAUGGAAAGUAUUAUAAGUGAUUGGAAUUCGUUAAAAAUCGAUAUUGAGAUUGAAAUUAUAAAAAAGCAUUCCGAUUUUGGACGGCUGUAUGCGUUGUUCUUUACACUAGCUGUAUAUUCUGGUUUGUUUUUUUAUAUGUUGAUUCAAUUUUUGCCAAAUUUUCUCGAUAUCAUAGCAUCACGAAAUGAAUCACGAUUGCAUAAUAUACCAUUAACAGCAGAAUAUUUUGCCGAUCAACAGAAAUAUUAUCUUCCGAUUUUAUUACAUGUCGACAUAAUAGCUCUUGUAGGAUUUACUAUCGUGAUUUCUACCGAAUCUUUAAUUACAGCAUAUAUUCGACAUGCUAUAGGAAUGUUUGAAGUUGCUAGAUAUCGGAUAGAACGUGCAUUGAAUGCAAGCACAUCGAUAUCACCAAUGUUAAGAGAAAAUAUGAUUCAUAUCAAAAUAAUUGACGCUAUAGAGAUUCAUCAAAGAACUAUUGAGUUUUUUGAAUAUUUGUCAUCUACAUUUUCGUUAUCCUAUUUUAUUCUAAUGAUUUUGGGUGUAAUUUCUUUAAGUCUAAAUUUAUUCCGUCUUUUUCAAGUUGCAAUAUUACCAGAUCAAAAAAAAAAUCUUGCAUCAUUUGUGAUAUUUGUAUCUGGUCACUUUUGCUACAUGUUUAUAUGUAAUUAUUUAGGACAGAAGAUAAUCGAUAACAGUACUGAAAUUUAUAAUGAAAUAUACAAUACACAAUGGUAUGCAGCGCCUAUAAAAACACAAAAGUUGUUAUUAUUUAUAAUGCAAAGGAGUAUAAAAUCUUGCAAACUUGUUUUGGGUGGUAUAUAUUAUGUAUCGGUGGAAAAUUUUACUACGCUUGCAAGUAUGUCACUAUCUUACUUCACAGUACUUUAUUCUAUGCAGAAAUGAAUCUUUGAAAGGAAUGGAAGCAUAGCUGUUAGUAACUUUUAUUUCAAGAUGAUAAUUAUCUUUAGAAUAUUCUAUACUGGAUUGAGAGAGUAUUAAAUUAAAUUUAAAAGAAUUACAGUUUAAUAUAUUUUUAGCU
Messenger RNA from Pogonomyrmex barbatus (red harvester ant), 1297 nucleotides. RefSeq lists its product as uncharacterized. Lineage: Eukaryota; Metazoa; Arthropoda; Insecta; Hymenoptera; Formicidae. Gene Ontology annotation, cellular component: plasma membrane. Gene Ontology annotation, molecular function: olfactory receptor activity; odorant binding. The record is from RefSeq and is a predicted model, not a curated record. Gene Ontology annotation, biological process: sensory perception of smell; detection of chemical stimulus involved in sensory perception of smell.